CCAAAAGUUGUUUUGACGUCUGAAAAAAUUUUCAUCAGCCUUUCGUGUACGAAAAUAUAAUAUUUUUGCUGAAAAUUCAUUAAGUGAAAAAGUGCUGAAAGUGAUAAUAUUAAGUAAUUCUUUAAUAGUUAAAUAUUAAGAUUUAAAUAGAUUACUUUCUAAUAUUUCAAUGGAAUAGCGUUCAGGCGCUUACUACCCAUGUGAAAUGGCGUUGAAUAUUUUAAGUAAUUACAAGUUAAUUUAUGUGUAAUUAAUAUUCAUAAGCAUACAAAAUGCUAAGUAUAAGAAUAGCAGCAUUCGUACGCUUACGCACAUUAACAACUUUAGCAUUUUUGCUCUGUGUCUGUUCAAAUCAACGUUUGGAGACACAGGCUGAUCGAAUAACACUACUACCUGCAGCUCCGCAUUUACAACAUCAUGCACCAUGCGAUCGUAGUCGUAAGGUGUUCACCGAACCAUACGGAGAAAUCAGUGAUGGUCCAGCUGGUUUCAAUUACACACAGGACUCGCACUGCGAGUGGUUAAUAAAAGCACGCAAUGACAGUCAAUUUAUAACGCUUACCUUCCAUAGCAUGGGUACUGAGUGCUCAUAUGAUUACAUAUAUGUGUAUGAUGGAGAUUCAUUCAACUCAACGCUAUUAGGCAGCUUUAGUGGACGAACGCAACCCCAACGUUUGGUUGCAAGGAGUGGAAGUAUGUUGAUAUUAAUGUAUAGUGACACUAAUUACGUACUUGAUGGUUUUCGAGCUUCAUAUUACAUAUCAAAUUGCUUAAAUAAUUGUCACAACCAUGGGAAAUGUGUUGGUCAUCAAUGCGUAUGUCAUGGGGAAUGGGUGUUACCGGACUGUGAGGACGAGGCAUGUCCAAAUAAGUGCGGUGAGUCGCAUGGGCGUGGUAAAUGCGUCAAAGGUAUAUGCCAUUGUGAAAAGGGUUUCAGUGGCCGAUUAUGCGACUUGUAUAUAAAUCCACCAGGGGGUAAUUGGCGCUGGUUAGCGACAGACGCGGAGGGCAUGGCACCGCGUGCAGCACACACUGCCGUUUAUCUGGAAGAACAAGAUGCUCUUUAUGUUUUUGGAGGCUAUGACUUGAAUAAUGUUAUCGAUUCUCUGCAAAUAUAUCGUUUCGGAAGCAGUCAAUGGGUGGACGAAUGGGGAUUACUAUUGCAAGAUCACAAUUACUCACAAAAAAUAAAUGCAACUUUACUCAAAGCAGUUUUACAGCACAAAAGUGAAGAUGAAGCAAAGCUUUGGGGCUUACGUAGUGAUGUAUCGUUCUUCCGAAAUAUUUUAUAUACGUUAGCAGAAUCAAAUUUGCAUCAAAGACGCACACGUUCAUCACAAUUGAUUGCCGAUGUUAACGCUAACGAUACAAACGAACAAAUUCCUGAAUAUUUCGAAGACAUUUUGGAAGAGGUUACAGAUCAUAAACCUGAAGGCCGUUACGGCCACGCUGCAGAUCAUGUGCCAGGUGGAUUUGUUAUAUUUGGCGGCAAAAAUGGAAAUGGCAGUUUUUUCAAUGAUUUAUGGUUUUACAACAGCACAGAGAGCGGUGGUAAGUGGAAGCAAUGGGCGCGCAAGUCUAAACUGAAACCGCCGAAAGUAGCGCGUCAUACGAUUACAUUAGCUGGCGAAUAUUUAUAUUUGUUUGGCGGCAGUCUUGAAACGGGAGAAUUCUCAUCGAAUGUAUAUCGCAUACGCUUGCCUAUUUACAACAAAAUUAAACCCAUUGAUCGUCCCAUUGGUGAUGAUGAUGAUGAUGAAUUCAACAGCUCGGGCUCUAGAAACGACAAUUCCGAGGAUGAAGACGAUAAUGACGAUGAUGGACAAUGGGAAUUCGUUCAUCCCCGCGGUGGUAAAUCUUUGGACGUGCGUUUGGCAGCACACAGCACGGUUUACUAUAGCGCAACAAACUCUCUAAUCGUUUUUGGCGGCAUUAUGUCAAGCUUGGCUCGUUUCUCAAAGCUAUCAGAUCGAAUUUUUGCAUUCCAAUUAGAUAAAUUACAUUGGACUGAAAUACUUUAUCCACGCACUGCCCUACGUGACACAAACAUUCCACACGAACGCGCUUUUCAUUCCGCCACCAUAUCGGGCAACUAUAUGAUCGUUUUUGGUGGCUACACACAUCGUCAUAAUAAAGAUGAGAUCUGCUAUGAUAAUCAAAUGUAUUGGUAUCAUCUCAGCUGUCAUAUUUGGAUAAACCAAGUAGUAUCGGCGGAAGACAGCUUGUAUCCGAAGAAGCAGGGUGUGUUUGCACAUGCUGCUGCACUCAGACGUAAUAACACAUUACUAAUUGUUGGAGGCUAUCAUGGAAACGUUAAUGCCGAUCUAUUUGCCUACGAACUGCCACAAGUAUUACGUGUACAAAAUCACGGUUAUAACCCAGAAAUGUCUUGUCGUUUACAUACCUCACACACAGCUUGCCUGUCGAAUCCAGAAUGUGGUUGGUGCUCAGCUGAUAGCAGUUGUUAUGGACGUACCAUUGGCGCGAAUUGCACCACAAACUUGCAGACCACACGCUGCCCCGGUAUAUGCCCUUCGCUGGGCGAUUGCCAUUCUUGCCUUGUGCAUGGCACACAGUGGCACUCCGAAACGGAUCAUUACUUCUCUGUCGCGAGCAAAUUGGGACUCAAUGAAUGCACUUGGUGUGUGCAGAAUGCAAAAUGUCAUCAUCGUGAUGACAACUACGGUAUUUGCGGUGAGGACACACCUUCACACAGCCCGGGUUGGUGGGGUGAAAAGGGCACUGAAAUACGUAACCCCUCACAAUGCACCAGCAAUGACAAACGUCCGGGUCUUACAUACAUUAAAUAUCAUCAUCCUGUCAACAUGACAAUGCCCGAUUUUGUUGCUAUAGUCAAUGCGACAAUGGUUGACUUUGGUUCCCCGCCGCCAGCUACUCAAUAUGAGCAAAAGUUGGAGGGCGAAAUGUUGGCGCGUCUACUCGGAUUUGUGCGACCGCAAAAAACUUGGGAAGAACCGUCCGAAAUACAAGUCUGCACUAGUUAUUCCACCGCGAUCCUGCGAGCAGGUUUGAGCAAAAGCUUAGACACACUUAAGGAAUUGACGAGUCGUUCUACAAAUCAAACAUAUUGUGGACCUGUCGAGAUACCCAGUACCGAUCAGCCAUUUCUGAUUGACUUUCAAGCGCGCCGGCGCGUCAGUUACUCUAAUUCAUACAAUGCCUAUCAAAAGACCCGAAUGGAAUUGCAACACAUUUAUCAUGGCAAUCUAAAUGCCUUCACCUUCGAAUAUCUAGAGCCUUACUACUCGGGAAAUUGUAGCCAAUACACCAACUGUCUGCACUGUUUAACCGAUUCCUCGUGCGGUUGGUGCGGCCUGACCUCGACAUGCGUCGAUAAGACUGUUAACGAAACGGAAAUUUGCAAGCGCACCGCCGAUACGGCGCUUACCAAAGGAGGCGCCUACUGGGAGUACCUCAUUACACAGCCUAGUCAGUGUGCAAACUGUUCCAACUAUGUGUCUUGCGAUGAGUGCGUCACAUCAGGCCUUUGCGAAUGGUGGACAGAGGAGGCACGCUGUGCGCGCUUUGGUAAAUCGGAGCAUGGCGUGCGCAACACGUCCAUGUGUCCCGUGCCGUGUCGCCUGCGUACAUCAUGUGAUCAAUGUCUGAAUGAGCGCGGCCGUUGCGUGUGGUGUGAAGCAAGCGCGCAGUGUUUUAGUUUUGCCGUUUACACCAGCGAAUAUCAGUUCGGCAUGUGCCGCGAGUGGCUUGAUCAAAUAAUUGCCAACGAUACACAGCGUAUAACGGACUUUGGACCCGUCGGUCGCGGCGGUACAUCCACGACCAUACAACACCUGCCGAAAUUUCCACAAAAACAACCCGCUGCACAAUGUAAAUCCUGCGCUCUGUUUAACAACUGUUCGUCCUGUCUACGUACACUUAGCUGUGGUUGGUGCUUUGACCGCGACAAUCCAAUCGAAGGUGUUUGCAUGCGAGGCGACUUUAGUCGGCCAUUCGGCAACUGUUCGCUGGCGUUGAAUAGUCCAACGCAGCAUGAUGCCGAGUGGGCAUAUGCGCAGUGUCCGGACGUGGAUGAGUGCGGUCUGGGGUUGCACGAUUGUCACAAAGAGGCUAAAUGCACCAAUACGCACGGCUCAUACAAUUGCCACUGCCGACGAGGUUAUAUUGGUGAUGGCAGACUCUCCUGUGUGCGCACCUGUUACGAGAAUUGCGUGAAUGGCUACUGCUCGGGACCGCCUGAUUUCGUAUGUAAAUGCGAACUGGGUUGGACCGGCACUGACUGCUCCAUCAACUGUGGCUGCAACAAUCAUUCGACGUGCGUGGAACGGGUGGGUAAAUGCGAUCAAUGCCAAGCAUGGACGGAGGGCGAGCGCUGUGAGCGUUGCCGUCAGGGUAGUUACGGUAACGCGACAUCGGCGGGCGGCUGCCAUCCAUGUGAGUGCAACGGCCAUGGCAAUCAGGAUCUCGGCAUUUGCAAUGUGGGGAACGGCGAGUGUUAUUGCAAGGACAACACAGUGGGUUUGAAGUGCGAUCAGUGUGCCAGUGGUUAUUAUGGUGAUCCGCGCGACGGUGGGCAGUGCUACUUUCAGUGUGAGUCGCGCGGCAUGCUCACGAAUAUCGGACGUAGCGGUAUCGGUUCAUAUCAAUCAUAUAAAAAUCCCUGGGGCGCGAGCUUGGAGGUACGCGAAUGUUUGUGGAUUUUAUCACCGAAAACUUUACAAGCGGAAAAAUCGCUGUUGCAAUUAGAGUUUGAAUGGCCGAGUCUUGCAAUGGACUGUGAUGAGAAUGCUGUUUAUAUAUACGACAGCUUGCCCGAUUUGACUGGCGCGACGCAACAAAAUCAACUCAUAUCGGUCGUGUGUUCGCCCUAUACUGCCACACAUAUUGUAGAGGCACGCUCAAGUCACGUAACGGUAUAUUAUAAGCAAGGCGGUGAUCGCCAGAAAUUCGGUUUCAAUGCGCUUUACACAGUGAAAAAUUGCGCAGCGCGCACCUGUCUCCAUCCGCACAUCUGUGAUGAGCAACAGCGCUGCGUUUGCCCGGCCGGUUAUGUAGGCGCCCGUUGUGAGAUUGAAAUAUGUCCGAAGAAUUGUAACGCCAAGCGCAUGCAGGGUUAUUGCGACACCGAUUAUGGGCGCUGUAUAUGCAACAGCAGCUACGCAGGCGCCGACUGUGGCACGCUCGUCAAACCGAACCAUCUAGUUGUUAGUGAUCUUUUUAACACGCUGCUACUGAGCGAUACUUAUGAACACUUGCGUAAGACUAUACCGCGCUUCGGGCACUCAGUGAAUGCUGACAGACGUGGAUCGCUCUGGAUGUUUGGCGGCUACUCGCCCUCACAUGGACCGCUUAAUGAUUUUCGCCAGUUCGACGCGAAGAAUGGCACUUGGAUGCAGGUGACGGUGGAGUCGACACCAGACGACAAAAUGCCUUUGGGUCGUUACUUUCACGCUUCGGAGAUAUAUUUGAAGAAACAAAUCAUUUUCAUUUACGGCGGUAUCAGCAUACGCGGCGAGCAGGAGGAGCGCACUUCACAACUAAUACUCGACGAUUUCUGGCAAUUUUCCAUACAAAACCAACGUUGGAGCGAAAUUGAAUUGCGCGAGCGGCGAGAAAAACCGCCGGCGCUUGCGGGUCAUACGCUGACGCAGAUUCGGUACAAUGAACGUGAGUCACUAAUACUGAUAGGUGGAAUGACGCGCAACAAGUCGCGCCAGCUGGAGUUGUGGGAGUUCAAUUUGGAGACCUUCCACUGGGAGCAACUGCUCGCGCUGGGCGUACGUAUGCCGGUACUCUACGGUCACAGCACCGUAUACAGCUCCGACUCCCAUAUACUCUAUGUAUUUGGUGGAUACUCUGCGGAGCCACAGAAUAAACUGUACGCGCUCAACUUGCAAAAGAUGACUUGGACAGAGCUGCCCACAUUUAAAGAUAUGACGCGUCCUGAUAGUCUAUUACCGCGCGCGCGUUACUUUCAUUCAGCGGCAACGACAGAAAAAUAUAUGGUCGUCUAUGGCGGGCGCACACAUCCUUACGAUGCCAACGAUGUACUCAUCGCCUACAUAUAUGACUGUAAUCAGUGGAUACGUCUGACGGAGGAAGUACAUGUCGUGGGCCGCUUACCGCAUUCAACAUACGCGGAGGCAAUCUCCAUCGACCACGAAAGCAAUGCGAUUUAUGUAAUUGGCGGGUGGGAUGGCAGCGCUGCACAGAGCCAUGUGACGCGCAUUAAUUUGCCCGAUGAUAUUUGCCAGUUGUGGAGUGCCAACAAGUAUUUGUGUCGUCAUCAUAAAGGUUGCAGCUUCUGUACGGUGACAGGCACUUACAGCACUGCCUCUUACUGUUUCUCCGAGGGCGACUCGGCUGUGUGCGAGCAUCAUAACGGCACUUUGAACUACAAUAAUGGUGCUGCUUGUGAUGACGCGUGGAUGGCGCGUCGUAAUUGUUCGACCUUCACUACCUGCAGCGCUUGCCUUGCCUCCUGGCCGACUCACGUAGAAACGACGCCAGUGUGUCAGUGGUGCGACGAGUGUGGUAUCAAAGGACGCUGCGUACCGGCUGGUGUGGACUGUGAACGUCACAGCACUUGGUGUAAUAAAGAAAUCAGUGUCGGCUUAUUGAAUCUCUGCCCACAACCACAAUGCCAUACGCUGCACUGCGAAGCUUGCGUGAUGAAUGAGAACUGUGAAUGGGCACAGAGUGAACUUGGCACGAUUGAAUGCAUUACGAAGGAGCUCGUUGAGCAAAAUCAAUAUCGCAUUAUUGGCGAUUGUCCAAUGCCAUGUCACAUCUACAAAAACUGCAGCACUUGCCUAACGAACUUGGACGAAAACCCGAAAGACUGCAAAUGGUCAACGAUGUUAAACAGCUGCAUCUCGCCACAGUCCCAGCCACUACUCUGUGCUGGUGGCGUUUGCGGCUUAGUCUUGGAGGCGAAUGAGACCUCACAUUGUCCGGAGCCAUGUCACGUGUACGACCACUGUUCGACUUGUUUGGAGCACGCGCAUUGUGGCUGGUGUGCGCGUGAUGGAUUCAAUGGUGAUGGCGUCUGCACAGAAGGUUCGCUUGAGAAUAAGCAAGAAUAUCCGUCCGGUUCGACCUGUGAUCUUAUUUACACAUCGCGUCGCAAUGACUCGCAGUUAACGCCGGCGGAUGUGGUUUCCUGGCACUAUGUUAUAUGUCCUGCCGAGAACGAGUGUAAGAAUGGCCAUCACAACUGCAAUCCCAUUUCGGAGCGCUGCAUCGACACAGAUGUGGGUUACACUUGCCAAUGUGGCGAAGGCUACCGCGAUGAGAACGGUACAUGCUUGCCAGUGUGUAGUCAGGGCUGUGUGCGUGGCAAAUGUAUCAAGCCGGACAACUGCACGUGUGAUUUUGGCUACGUUGGUGCCAACUGUAGUAUACAAUGUUUGUGUAACGGUCAUUCGAACUGCGAAGGUCCGGAUCGCCUUGAUGUGUGCCUGGAAUGCCACAACAACACAAAGGGUGAUCAAUGCGAGAAGUGUAAACCGCUCUAUGUGGGCAAUCCAAAAGAAGGUCACGAAUGUGUACCUUGCCUAGAGUACUGUAAUGGUCAUACCGAUGUCUGCCUGGCACACGACUCUAAUGCAACUUAUUUCAAUAUGACACACACCGAGUUGGAAGAAGUUUUGCUUGAGGGUCCCGAGAAUAAUGCAACUUGUUUGCGUUGUGCGAAUAGCACUGCUGGCGAUCGUUGUGACACUUGUAUUGUUGGCUAUUUCCGUGGUAGUGAAGAUCAUCACAAGGCGUGUCGACCGUGCCAAUGUCAUGGACAUGGCAAUAUUUGCGAUCCGGUGACAGGUGAGAAAUGUAACUGUGGCAAUAAUACGGAGAGCGAUGCCACAUGUACGGCGGGUGGUGGCAAGAACUCGGCGCAACUCUGCUGGAGUGUGCAGUGUUCGAAAUGUCGGGACUCGUAUGCGGGGAAUCCGAUUGAUGGACAUCAAUGCUACAAGCAAAUAACGGUGGAGUCGCGUAUGUGUUUCGACGCUAAGCCAAUUGAGGAAUGCAAAUCGAAACCAGCCGCACUUCGACCGGGACAGACCGUCUUCUUUGUCAUUCAACCGCGUUUCAUGAAUGUGGACAUACGCAUCAUAAUCGAUGUCACACAGGGCGAAUUGGACGUAUUCAUGUCUCCGCAAGAUGACUCAUUCAUUGUGGAAACCAACGAUACGACGGGCUUCCAUGAAAUCUUUCUUGAUAACCGUUACAAUUGGGUACCCAAAACGAAACGUAACCACCCGUUGCACAUAGCGAUGCCACGCACCGACAACAUAACUGCCAGCAAAUUGGUUAUGCAUGACAAACGGAACAGCUUCUAUGUACCGCAUAUACAGGACUGCAAAAGUCACGGUGGUCACAGUUUCCACGUUAAGGAUAAACAUGCCAAGGAUUUGAGCACACAUGUCACAUUGAAUCAUUGCAACACACUGCUACGACUCUUCGGCUUAAAGAAUCGUUUGGUGUUAACGCUGCCACAGAAUGCACACAAUUUAAGUGCAACACGCUUUUUUAUUGCACUACGCGCUGGCGCCGGUCCCGAGCCCAGUUAUGGUUCGGUGGUUUUUCGUCAAGACCAACUACAUAUCGAUUUGUUCGUUUUCUUUUCCGUAUUCUUCUCCUGUUUCUUCCUCUUCCUCGCCGUUUGCGUGGUUGUGUGGAAGGUGAAGCAAGCGGCCGAUUUGCGACGUGCUCGACGUCAGCACGUCGUCGAAAUGUUGCAUUUAGCAAAGCGUCCAUUUGCGCGCGUCUUCCUCACAGCCGGCGCACUGGAUAUAGAAAGUCCACAGCCAGCACCAUCAUCAGCGCGUUCAGUGCGCAAUAUAACGGGUACGCGUUCGCGUCAUACAACCGGUGCACAUACGUCUGAAAUUUUACUAAUCACAAUCGAACCGACUGCUGAUAACUUGGCGGCAGUGGGCACAGUGUUCAUCAGUCUACCGGGAAGGCAUAAAGCGCCGCUGAGCAUGGCGCUAGGUUCGGCUUUAAUAACAUAUCCGCGACAAUUUCCAUUGAAUGCACGUAAUUUCAUGCGUACGCAACGCGGUGGUGGUGGUGGUGGUGGUGUUGGUGCCGUUGGAAGUGGUGGAACUGGUGUUGGCGGUGGUGCGGCUAUUGUGGGCCAUCAAGUGGCGGCGUAAGUGAGUAAUGUCAACCACCCGAGUGUAUUUCUGAUAUGAAAUCAACGAUCCUCAUAAGAGACUCCAUCAAGUGUUUGAAGGCGGCUUAGUGUACACUGUAGGUCCCUCAAUUUGUUGGAAGGGCAUCAAGACGUAUACAACGAAGUGCAAGACCAGCUUGACCAAAAUCACUGCAGCAAUUAUUUAUAUACGUAUGUAUAUAGUAUAUUUUAUACUCGCUUAACCACAUUUUUAGUACAGAAUUAUCCGCUUUGUAUUUUCUUGUCAUAUUAACAUUGAAUUUAAAAAUUAUUUAUAUUGAGUAAAAGCUAAAUAUGUAUGUAUAUAUGCCACUUCCGAUGACUUCCGUUGAAUUUCCUCGUAUUUAACAGAACACACGUUUUCAAUUUGAAUGAAGCAAAUUUCUUUCUGUUUUUUUUGCCUACAAGCAACAGGGUUGUUAUUUUUAUUAAACCUUAGGUGUAGUUUACAUUUAUGUGUAAACUACAAAUAUUCAAUAUUACUUUAACGGUGCACAUGACUUUUUUUUUUUUUAAAGUGGCAACGAAUGUUUCACUAAACUAAUACAAAGUUACAGCCAUCAGUUGCAUUGACAACGAAGAUAAAUCUAAAACAAAACACAAAACACAUACAUAGAUAUAGAAAGCAUUGAUCAAACGUAAAAUAUCUCGAAUCGUUAGACUAUUGAUUUGUUGGUUUUUAUAGCAUAGAUAGAAAUAACAUAAAACUAUUUGGAAAAUUAUUGUAUUCAAAAACUGGACUUCUGAGAAACUACUGCAUUUUAUGACCAGUGUAAUUUUCAAAAAAAAAAAAAAAAAAAAA
Messenger RNA from Ceratitis capitata (Mediterranean fruit fly), 9965 nucleotides. RefSeq names its product multiple epidermal growth factor-like domains protein 8 (gene Megf8). Gene Ontology annotation, molecular function: calcium ion binding; protein binding. The record is from RefSeq and is a predicted model, not a curated record. Lineage: Eukaryota; Metazoa; Arthropoda; Insecta; Diptera; Tephritidae. The transcript has 9 exons. The coding region runs from base 273 to 9143 and encodes 2956 amino acids.